UUGGAGUUUGGUCCUCAGUCUUCUCUCUGAUUCUAUGAAGGAGCUCGAGGCUCGAGAUGAUCGCUUUCAAGCUUCUCUCUGAUUAAACCAUUAAACGCAGUAUGCUGCGCUUAUCAAUAUAAUAAUUGAUACUACUUUGGUGAGUAAACCUUGAGAAUUUUCCUGACACGAUGUCGCAGCGAUCCAGGUACUUUGUGAAUGAGUAUUGUGCGCGUGAGGAGGAGAUCGCCAACUGCGCGACAUCAAUGCGGCGUGAAAUCAAUCACAGUCAGAAUGCCGCUAAGAAAAAUCUACAUAAGAUUCUGCAGCGUAUCGUUGACAAGGAGCCGCCCGAACGUGCGGAAACGGAUGGUGGUCUGUACGUUGGCGCAUCCGGCAUCUCUUACGCGUUUCUGCGACUUGCUAAACAUGCUCUAUUGGAAGCCGAGGCUGACAAGUAUCUGUCAUCGGCCGAGCGUUAUCUGCGUUCGUCUCUGGCGAUGGUGCAACGUCGUGGGGGACGCUCCAGCCCUGGCUUUCUUUUGGGAGAUUGGGGCAUCCUAGCAGUAGGUGCAGUCCUUGCAACUGUUCGAGGAGAUGAAAAGACUGCUAAUGAAUUUGUGACACGCUACGCAGAAUCGGCAGAACGCUGUAAGGAAGUAAACUUUCUGAAAUGCGGAUCGGAUGAGUUCUUUGUUGGUCGCGCUGGCUUUUUGUAUGGAGCAUUAUGGCUGAACCGCACGAUGCAAAAAGUUGUCGUGCCAUUCGACGCAAUGCAUGAAAUUGCGCGAACGAUCGUCGUCUCAGGGAAGAUGUAUGCGCGAGUGCAUAACAGUCCAUGUCCAUUAAUGUAUGCAUAUUAUGGCACGGAAUAUCUAGGUGCAGCACAUGGACUCUGUGCAAUUUUACAAGUUCUUAUACAGGUGCCAUCAUUCUUAGAUAACAAUGCCGACAUUGAUAGCACUACACGAACUUGUGUAGAUUAUUUCUUGAGUUUACAAACACCUACUGGUAAUUUUCCAUGCGCGAUGGAUGAAAUAGAUCGUUCUGGACGAAGUCGCAGAAAUAGUGACGAUGAGUUAGUGCAUUGGUGUCACGGUGCUCCUGGCGUCAUUUACAUGAUGGCGGCGGCAUACCUGCGCUGGAAGGAUCAGCGUUAUCUGAACUCAUGCGUACUCGCUGGUGAUCUUGUCUGGCGCAAAGGACUCCUGCGUAAAGGACCUGGGAUUUGUCACGGUGUAGCCGGCAACGGUUACGUCUUUCUUCUUCUAUACAGACUUACUGGCAAUGAAAUUUACCUCUAUCGAGCCGCCAAAUUUGCGGACUUUAUGAACUCGUCACAGUUUCAGUCAGAUGCACGUGUACCUGAUUCACCGUAUUCCCUUUACGAAGGUAUUGCCGGCACUGCCUGUUUUCUUGCUGAUCUUAUCGAACCAGAUAAAGCACAUUUCCCUUUCCAAGAUGUGUUCUGAGAUUAAAUACUAAUAGAAUAUCAAGUAAGAAUUUUGUUCUUCACUUUUUUCGCAGCUUGAAUUCAUCUAUCUAUAUAUUUGGAUUUUAAUCUAUGCAUUACAUUAACAUAUUGUAAUUUUAUUCAAUUAUGUUUUCAAUGA
Camponotus floridanus (Florida carpenter ant) is the source of this 1592-nucleotide messenger RNA. RefSeq names its product lanC-like protein 3 homolog. Gene Ontology annotation, biological process: carbohydrate metabolic process; peptide modification. The record is from RefSeq and is a predicted model, not a curated record. The transcript has 3 exons. Bases 171 to 1451 code for a protein of 426 amino acids. Gene Ontology annotation, cellular component: plasma membrane. NCBI's taxonomy places the organism in Eukaryota, Metazoa, Arthropoda, Insecta, Hymenoptera, Formicidae.